AUGAUUGAUGAUGCUGGGGGGUGGUCUGUUGUGUACAAAACUAGCUCCUACUCUAUCAAAGCUAUGUAUCAGAGGUUAUUGGGGCCAUAUGAGAAAUUCAGAUGGCGAAGGCUUAUCUGGCAGAACAAGGCUUCUCCAAAAAGCUUAUUCAUUGCUUGGGUGGCUAUUUGGGGUAGACUUCCUACUCUUGAUAGGCUGUUAAGGUGGAAAGUGGUGGAUAGCAACAUUUGCCCUUUGUGUAGCAAUCAACCAGAAUCUAUUCAGCAUCUGUUUUUUGAGUGUGGUUAUUCUGCAGCCAUUUGGUCUUAUGUUUUGAGAAGCUUGCAGUUUACCAGAACAGUGGGGAAGUUUGAUUAUGAAAUGACUUGGAUGAUGAAAGCUGCAAAGAGAACAGGAGAUAGGUUUAAGCUGUUGAUCACCUAUUUUGAUGAAUGUAUCUAUGGUGUAUGGCUGCAAAGGAAUGCUAAGGUGUUCACUGGUUCUUGCAGAAGCCCUCAUGAAAUGCUGAAGGAUAUCAAGUUUAGAGUAGCUUGUAGGGCUACUGAUAGUCAGCAGCAGUUGCUGCUUGAUUAG
Messenger RNA from Spinacia oleracea (spinach), 573 nucleotides. RefSeq lists its product as uncharacterized. The coding region runs from base 1 to 573 and encodes 190 amino acids. The record is from RefSeq and is a predicted model, not a curated record. The transcript has a single exon. NCBI's taxonomy places the organism in Eukaryota, Viridiplantae, Streptophyta, Magnoliopsida, Caryophyllales, Amaranthaceae.